Gymnodraco acuticeps is the source of this 4059-nucleotide messenger RNA. RefSeq names its product fibroblast growth factor 24 (gene fgf24). Gene Ontology annotation, cellular component: cytoplasm. The record is from RefSeq and is a predicted model, not a curated record. Gene Ontology annotation, molecular function: type 2 fibroblast growth factor receptor binding; type 1 fibroblast growth factor receptor binding; growth factor activity. Lineage: Eukaryota; Metazoa; Chordata; Actinopteri; Perciformes; Bathydraconidae. The coding region runs from base 1119 to 1751 and encodes 210 amino acids. The transcript is spliced from 5 exons. Gene Ontology annotation, biological process: neuron differentiation; dorsal/ventral pattern formation; fibroblast growth factor receptor signaling pathway.
CAGCCGCUGUUUAUUCUACACCCAUGACAAUGUAAUGAAGAAAAUUACGAUACCUGUUGAUAUUUAUUAUUAUUUAAGUCAUAAAGGGGUUAAAAUAAUAUAACCUGAAAAUAUGGUUUGACGCAAAAAUAAAAAUGAAAUUUAUAUAAUUUAGAAAAGAAAGUAGAUAUCGUCAAAUGCCAUCUCUUAUCAGGUGGUCUUUGUCCAUAGCCGAACACAACAACAACAAAAUCCAACCUGACUAAAGGAAAAAACAUUUUAUUAAUUUUAAAAAUCUAAAAGCAACCAAACCAAAGAGCACUGCGCAUCGCUUUGCCCACCGAGAGGAACAAACCCUCUCCAAGCUGAUGGUCUCGCCAGGAUUAUCCUAUCAGGUGCAAACCGCUGACAUGUUUCCUCCCACCAACAACAAAAAAGCCUCUCUGUGCCCAAAUCUCAAGCCGCAGACGCACAAACACCACUGACAGGCACUGCUGCGCCAUCACCAGCCCCCAAACCUCUCCAGGGACUGCGAUUUCCACUCUGCUUUUCUUUUUGAAAAACAUAACUUUGCUAUGCCUGGAUAAGUUUGUUUGCCCACUUUUAGCGAGUGGUGGAAGGGCGUUUUAUUAUCACCACUUUAACUUUUUUUCCAGCGUAGCACUUGGUAGAAUAAAAUGACACAUGCAAGGUGUAGAAAGCCCCCGCAGGUACGGACGGAGUUGAGGAGCCUGUGAUUUCUGGAGUAGGAUUUGGAUUGUGGGGAAACUUGGCUAUAGGUGCGCAAAACUCGAAGGAUAUUUUUUCAUGAGCGAAGGGGAUUUUUGGAGAGGUUGACUUGUGAAUCAUUUCCACGCUUGGCACCGAUUUACGGAGACGUUCCGGGAUUUCGGGGAGCCGGUCUGAGAAAAAAACUGGAUAAUUCACCCCAACAAGGAAACACCUAAUGUUGCACUCCGUGACUCUGUUGUUGCUGCUCUCCAGUGAUAUAUCCUUACACUGGGAUUCAAUCUCCUACUUACCCCCGGAGUUGUAAAGGACGCGCCAGGGAGCGAAAGCAAGAGAGAGGGGGGCGAUUUCGCCAACCUUUCCAAAUCUGUGGAAGCAGGUGUAUUUCAGGUGUAUUUCUGCGAGUCAAGAUGUCUGUGCUGCCUUCGAGGUUCAUAUACCUGUGUUUACAUUUUCUGGUACUCUAUUUCCAGCUACAGGAAUCCCAGCAGACCUCUGCUGAUUUCAGGAUUUACAUCGAGAACCACACGAGGAACCCGGACGACCUGAGCCGGAAGCAGGUCCGGAUCUAUCAGCUGUACAGCAGGACCACGGGGAAACACGUGCAGAUCCUCGGGAAGAAAGUCAACGCCAACGGAGAUGAUGGGGGCAAGUAUGCUCUCCUUGUUGUCGAGACGGAAACCUUCGGGAGCCACAUCCGAAUUAAAGGAAAGGAGAGCGAACACUACAUCUGCAUGAACGAGAAGGGCAAAAUAGUCGGAAGGCCCGAUGGACGGAAGCAGGAGUGUGUGUUUGUCGAGGAAUUCCUGGAGAACAACUACACGGCCCUCGUGUCAGCCAAGUACAAAGGAUGGUACCUCGGCUUCAACAGGAAGGGGCGGCCCAAAAAAGGCUCGCGGACCACGCAGAGGCAACAGGAAGUCCACUUCAUGAAGCGCCAGCCGAAGGGCAGGCUGGACCCGCUGGAGGAGUUUCGCUUCACUCCGGUUACUAAGCGGACACGAAGGGCUCGGCGGUUAAAAGCCAACUCCAAGAGGAACUGAUGGGACCAAUCAAUGGGACAGGACAGCACUACUUUUCCUCAAAGGGGGGGAAAUAGAAAAAAAAAAACGAACUUAACUGAAAAAAUCUCAAGCUUCUUCUUGUCUUCACCUUAAAGACUUCACUUCUGUAAAAGAAAGACAGACAAAAAGAACAAAAAAAAAGAUGUUUUAUUUUUGUAUUUCAGGAUGACUGAAUAUUUCCUAACUCUUGGAUUCUUCUGGGUUGAUGUCAUUGUGCUAACGUGUCUGUCAUGUUAUUUAUACUGGAUACACUAAAGGACCUCUGAGAGAAACUGUCGCCGUCCUCCUCGGCCACGUUUGAACUGAAGGCAGUGCAUUCUCUCUUCUUUUUUUUUUUUGUUACGCGAUGUUAUAAAAAUCAGCCAACUAGAGAUUUAUUGGAAUACCUGUCCCCUUUUUUUGUUUGUGUUGCCCCUGACAACGCGGAUCCCAUACUUUCCACUGGAAUCGGACACCAUGGAGACGAACCGGAGAGAGGUGGCGGUCGCAGGUGACUCUGUGCUGCCGGGAUAACUGUGUAGCUCUGAGUGCAAUGUUUUACAGGUCUCUCUUUCUCUGCCUCUCUGCUUUGUUUUUCCAUAUGUCUCUCAACCUCAGCUCCACUGGCGGCUCCAGGAAUGCUGUGUGUGAUUCCCUUGACGUUUCCUGUGAUUCAGCUAAAACACGACAUGCUUUGACUAGUCGGGCACCAGCCGUGGCUUUAGUCUUGUUUAAACAGCUAAAAAGAAAACAAUACAAACAAAAAUAUUACAGCUGAUGUGAUUCAUAACUCCACUAAGUCUUCCAACUUCAUCACUAUGUAUGCUAAUCCCUCUUGUCGCCCACUUUCAUAACAGCUCUUCCUCAAAGAAAAGGAUGAUUCUUUGAGUGUGAGCUAGCUAAUAUUGUUCGGGGCUGGUGAUGAAGACGUCCUCUACCUCCUUGUUCUUCUGUGUUUAUCUUCACCUAGUCUGACUGUCUGUGCUCAGUUAAUCUCCAGAACCUUUCAGACGCUCUUCUGUUUUUUCUCUUCCAAAAUCAUCUUUCGACCGUGAGCUCAUCUUUGCUCCAUUUCACACUCGACACACUUUUAGGAAAGCUUAUCCCCGUGCUUGUUUUGUGAUCUGCAGACAGGAAGACUGUAGCCCUUUACUUCCUUAAAGGUGGGGUAGGUAAGUUUGAGAAACCGGCUCGAGAUACACUUUUUAUUAUAUUGCAUGGAAUGCUCUUAACAUCCUGAUAGCAAUGAAUAUCUGAAGUGCUUUGACAAAAAAUGUCAUCUGUGGAAGCUGUAGCUCUGUAAAAAGCACGACCAAUCAUCUGAUCACCCGGCUAAAGUAACUGGAUGGCCUACCUGCCUGUCAGCCUGUGCACAAACUUACCUCGUGCCCUCAUUGGUCAUGUGCGCGUUCGUGUGUGUUGGAGGAGGGGCUCUGUAAGGAAGUGGCAGAUUUUUUCCGGCUGUGUAUUUUCUAAUUCUUGCGCACUCGAGCUGGUUUCUCCAAAAUUACCUACCCCACCUUUAAGUUCACAUUUGACAAUUAAGACUUCUCCUCAGAAACCCAGAUUUCUCGAGAUUGUGGGAAUAUUUUCUGAAAAAAAGGGGAAUAGUCUGUGCUUCAAUCAUUCCCUCUCACUGACGACAAACUCCAGCCUCCUCUCACCUGUAGUGUGUAUUCGCCUGUUUCCGGGCAGGUGUUUGUAUGAGUUGCUACUAACAACAUGACACAUUUAUGAUCUUUUUUUUUUUUUAAACAAAUGUAAGCGAAAAAUAAUUUUAUGACUAUUAUUAAGAUAUUUAUUGCCUCCCUUUGUAAAUAAAAUGUGAUGAGUUUUAUUUGGCCUCUGUUAAUAAAAUGAGGACUAUAUUUUAAAAACUAUUUUAUGUGUUUUUAUUGCACUGGAGAAAGCCUGGUUCAGGAUGGAAUUCAACAAUGUGAACGUUGAUUAUCAGACUUCCUUAAAGAGAAAUGCUGCAGGUAGCCAUUGGUUGGACAUAGAGUACAUUCCCUUCUCCUCAUCCUGCCAAGGUAUGCAUUUUUAUAUACAAACCCAAAGUGUGAGGACUGCUUUUAAGGUCAGAUGUUUUUAAAUUGAGAAAGCUCUAUUGCAACAUCUCUGCAGGCUUUGUAUAUCACCAUGAAGGGCAACAAGAGUUCACGGUUUGUGCUUUCUUUAAACUUCAAUAUCAUAACAUAUUAUACAAAAUAAUUGGGCCAAGAAAGUAAAAUGUAUCUUUGUAUGUGCUCCUUCUUUUAAGUGUCAAUAACUAAGAUACACAUGUAUUAAAGGGGCCCUAUUCUGUUCA